This is a messenger RNA of Suillus fuscotomentosus, 639 nucleotides long. RefSeq lists its product as uncharacterized. The transcript is spliced from 2 exons. Bases 1 to 639 code for a protein of 212 amino acids. NCBI's taxonomy places the organism in Eukaryota, Fungi, Basidiomycota, Agaricomycetes, Boletales, Suillaceae. The record is from RefSeq and is a predicted model, not a curated record.
AUGAGUGCCAUCACUGGCAUGAGUGGCGGAUCUACUAGCUCCACGAGUGCUGCUGCCGGCACAAGUGGUGACAUCAUUAUGUCCGGGACCAAUACCAUCGCUUCUCCUCCUCCCCCGUCUAGUGCUGCCACUCGACCAACUAUCUCUACAACCUCCAGUACCAGAAAGCGCUCACACAAUGCCACAUCCAUGUUCCAUGAUGAUGCAGCCACAUUCGCAUCCACAAAACAGAAGUCGCGUGCAACCCAGUCACGUGCUGACAGUGGCCAAUCUGCAAUGAUGACCAGCGCUGCAAGAGCAGCCAAGAUCAUGCCAGCUGCAGCUGUUGUGGGCAUGCAAGGGUCCAUCAAUCGUCUCACCGAUGUGAUCGAGAAGGGUAUGGUUACUGAUGUGGAAAGGCUGGAGAAGCAGAGACACGCUGCCUUGCAUAUCUUGAACGGGGAAGAUGCAGACUACUAUCCGUUGCAGGAGAGGGUCAUUGUCAUGCACAUGUUUGCAGAUGACCCUGCUGUCACCGACGUAUACCUUCAAAACGAUAACAAAGACACGCGGUACGCAUUCAUCCAGCACAUGAUCCAGUAUAGAUUUCAGAAGGUCCCGCAAGCACCACAAGUGCCAUACGUCCAUCCGCAGUUGUAA